AUGGGAAGCGCCGAGACGCAAUCAUGGCUGCAGAAGCUCGACGAGCAAUUGAACGUUGACGUUGACUGGAUGGACCCGGCCUUCUCCAAGAGAAUGGCGAGCGAAUUCGGCGUCAAGCCCUACGAUAUGACGAGCAACAACCUCUGGGUCAACAUCCAAAUGUCGCACCCCGACAACAAGGAGUUGUUCGAGAACUCGGUCAAGGAGCUCAAGAAUGAAGGCUGGCUCGCCAUCUACAAUCGCAUUGCCGUGGGCCUAUGCAAGGCAAACAUCGACAACAUCAAGAACCGUGUCGCGCUCCAAGUCAACCCCCAUAAGGCGUACGACACACAGGCGGUGUUGGACCAUGCGCGUGCUUAUGCUCGCGAGUUCGAGAGAGCCGGCAUUCCGAAAACGAAAUACUUUAUCAAGAUUCCUUCCACUGGUCCGGCGUUGAAUGCGGCCCCGCAACUAGAGGCUGAGGGUAUUCGCACUCUCGGUACCGCUCUGUUCAGCUUGGCUCAAGCCAUCGCGUGCAGCCAGGCUGGUAUGCUGUACAUCAGCCCAUACUACAACGAGACCCGCGCACACGACGAUCUCAGCCUCUGGCCAGAUGUUGAGGACCCAGCGACACAGCACACCAAUUCGGCCCGCGUCGUCCAGAUCAUUGAUACGUACAAGCGCCUGUACAGGGAGACUGGAAAGGAGCAGCCGUUUGUGAAGAACGCGAGCUUUAUCUCACCAAAGGAAGCCAUGGCCGCAGGCGAGAUGGGCUGCCACUCUGCCACGAUCUCGCACACCUGCAUUGAGCAGCUAGCGAAGCUCCCAUACGACGGUACGAAGCAGCCAGGAGCCGGCGUGCCCAAGCCUCAGCACGUUUACAAGGACGCUGGUCCGAUUCCGGAACGCCUGAAGAAGCUGGCUAAUAUCGAUCCUCUGGCAUCGGCAGAGUGGGACGGCAAGCUUGCGAGCACGGAUAUCGACUACCUCGCAAACAACGGCGCCGAACUGGAGAAGGCGAUUAAAAAGGACCCCGUUACUGUUGAGAGGCUGGAUAUUGCGCUGAAGCUGUUCCAAGGCGGCAUUGACGAGAGCCGAGCUAAGAUUGAGAAGGCGAUGAAGGAGUUGUAGGUUUGCGCUCCGUACAGGCCUUCAGACCUA
Molecule: messenger RNA, 1140 nt
Organism: Trematosphaeria pertusa
Lineage: Eukaryota; Fungi; Ascomycota; Dothideomycetes; Pleosporales; Trematosphaeriaceae
Product: aldolase
Exons: 4
Coding region: 1-1110 (369 amino acids)
Biological process (GO): carbohydrate metabolic process; pentose-phosphate shunt, non-oxidative branch
Cellular component (GO): intracellular anatomical structure
Molecular function (GO): transaldolase activity
Source: RefSeq, a predicted model, not a curated record